Molecule: messenger RNA, 540 nt
Organism: Pochonia chlamydosporia 170
Lineage: Eukaryota; Fungi; Ascomycota; Sordariomycetes; Hypocreales; Clavicipitaceae
Exons: 1
Coding region: 1-540 (179 amino acids)
Source: RefSeq, a predicted model, not a curated record
AUGUAUGCAUGCCGCCCUUCAAAGCUGUCAUGUCACUUCAUCCGCGUGAGAGCAAUGCACCAAUAUCCGCAUGAGAAGAGUAGCACAAAGCAACAGCCGCAUCGUCAGCCGCAUGUGUAUUGUCUCAUCACACACCUUAAAUAUGUGUAUUACCACCCUGGACAGACACUACGCGCGGGAAUCCGUACAGAUGAAUUGCGCGGCAGGACUAAGUAUCUGGUCAGACUUGGCUAUUGUCAUAUCACGCUGCGUGAGACAUUGCCGCAACCAAGAUCAGACGAAGAGUUGGCACAUGAUCGAAACGUUAUCUCACAACAUGUCCUCUCAACUGGUUGCUUGACACUACCAAGUAUGUAUCCGUCAAUCCCUACCCACGCAGUCAGAAGAGCAAAAACACCGCAUCGUCGACAUGAUGAUCCUACCGGCACAUUACAAAAUAUCAACCGACAUGAACAACUUUACACGUAUCAAAAACGGAAAGACUUGCUUCCUCCUCUCUGUCACUCUUCCCCACCACAUCCUAUCCCGACAUCCAGCUGA